This is a messenger RNA of Nothobranchius furzeri (turquoise killifish), 2700 nucleotides long. Its product is annotated as tubby protein homolog. Lineage: Eukaryota; Metazoa; Chordata; Actinopteri; Cyprinodontiformes; Nothobranchiidae. The record is from RefSeq and is a predicted model, not a curated record. Gene Ontology annotation, cellular component: cilium. Gene Ontology annotation, biological process: protein localization to cilium.
UUGCCGUCUGCUGCAUGCAGGUGGACAGACUACCAGAUGGAUCUGGGUGGCACAAACACCCGCGUCUGUAUUUAACUAUGUCGAAGGAUGCGUCUUCAGGACAAAAUCAGCCAGUUUAGUCCCAGUGAACACUGACGGCGUGCUACAGCUGCUGUGCGUGUAGAUAUUCUACUCAUCUUCUGAUUUAUCUGCUACAAAGUGUGAGUCUUUGUCCAGCUAUGAACGACGCUGAUAUACGACAGCAGAAGCUGGAAAACCAGCAAGCUCUUUUAUUGAAAAAGCAGCAGAAGAAGAGGGCUGACACUCAAAUGGUGGUGGCAAACUGGGAUACUCGCCAAAAGAUUCGAAAACACAAAGUUAUCAAAUCUGAUGAGACACCUCUGCUGAUCUGUCAGUCUCUGAGCAAUGCCUCUCUAAGUGAUCAAGUGGAACACGCCCAUGACAACCCACUGGACGAGAUCGUGUUGGAUGACAGCCGCAUGAAUGCAAACAUGGCUCCAGAUAACAUGCCUCUGGAGAAGCCCGUUACUCCAAAGUCAAUGAAUUUAGAGGUAGACAGAGAGCCUGAAGUCAGCUGUGAUGGGGACAAAGAAGCUUCCACAGAGGUGAAAAAGACAAAAAAGAAAGAUCUGAAAAGCGAGAAAGCAAAACAGGCAGAACAGAAUGAGGAGGAGGUAGAAAACAAUAAAGAUAAAGCAAAAAAGGAGAAGAAAAACAAGAAAAGGGACAAAGUUCAAGAGUCUGUGGAUGUGCAGAGGACAAACAAGACAACCAAACAGGAGCGCAAAAAAAAGCAUCUGCAGGAAGAUUCAACUCCUGAGACAGAGUCAGUGGUGGAAACAAGGAGUCCGGAGAAGAAAUGCGACGAUGAGGACGAGAAGGGGCCUCAGGAGUCCAUUCCUCCAUCACCUGAGAAGAAAGAAACACUGGACACAUCCAGGUGUCAAAUAAGUGACGAAAGCAAAGACGAGGACACCCAAGAAAAAGAGAAAAAAGAAAAAAAGUCCACCAAAGUGGAUAAAACCACAUCAAGGCUGGCUUCACUCAACUCCAACUACAGAGAGACUUCAUCAUCAGGCAGUGAACAGAACGACAGAUUGUCCUCUCCAGUGUCAGUGGAGGACCUGGAGAGGUUUGCUUUAUGUCCUGCUCCCAGAGACGUGACGAUCCAGUGCAGAGUCACCAGGGACAGGAGGGGCAUGGAGAAGGCCAUUUACCCAACUUACUACCUCCACAUGGAGAAAGAAGACGGGAAGAGGGUGUUUCUGAUGGCAGGCAGAAAAAGAAAGAAGAGCAAAACUUCUAACUAUCUCAUUUCCAUUGACCCAACAAAUCUGUCUAAAGAAACAAACUCCUACAUUGGAAAACUUAGGUCCAAUGUUCUGGGUACAAAGUUCACAGUUUAUGAUGGAGGGGAGAACCCAGAGAAAAAGCCCUUCAUCAAGGAGAGUGAGUCACUGAGGCAAGAACUGGCUGCCAUAUGCUACGAAACGAACGUGCUGGGAUUCAAUGGUCCCAGGAAAAUGACAGUGAUCAUUCCUGGCAUGUUGGAGAACGACGAAAGAGUGUCGAUUCGUCCGAAAAGCGAGCUUGAGACUCUGCUGGUCCGCCAUACCAGUGGUGACAACGACAAACUGGUAACGCUGGUGAACAAGUCUCCCAGCUGGAAUGGUCAGACUCAGUCGUAUGUGUUGAACUUCCACGGACGUGUAACGCAGGCUUCAGUGAAAAACUUCCAGAUCAUCCACCCUGACAAUGAGGAUUACAUUGUGAUGCAGUUUGGCCGUGUGGCGGAGGACGUCUUCUCCAUGGAUUAUAGCUUUCCCAUGUGUGCCCUGCAGGCUUUCGCCAUCACGCUCUCGUGCUUUGACGGCAAGCUCGCAUGCGAUUGACCCAUGCAGAUGAGCCCCAAGUGCUUGACUAGAUCUCUGAUCUAAAUGGAAAUUUAAAGCCAUGCUCAAAAUGUCACACAAGGGUAUGUCGAUGACACUUUUUGUAAGAAUUUUUUUAAAUAACAGAAACUUGUACACUUAUCCCAUAGCGGCUAUAAUGCGCUGUCCCUGAUGUUUAUAUUUAAUAUGUUGUUUUGCAAGGACUUUUUGUCGUAUUUGUAAGAUGUGUGACAAAUUUGUGCAAUUUGGAAAUUGAAGAAAUUAAAGUUCUAAUUUCAGAAGAAGUGCACCUGUUGGUAGAAGAGGACGCUCAUUCGUUUGUUCUCCCGAUGGAUUAUUAAUAAAAUGUGGGUCUUAAAUAUUUACUAGUUAUUUUUUCUUCUUAUCAGGCUGAAGAUGUUCUCCAGAAUCCUUAUCAGUCUCACUGCGUGUUAUUUCAUGUCACCCAAAAUUUAUCAUGUGAGAUGGUUUACUAUCAAAAUGGAAAAUGGUUUUCUGUCUGAAGCACACCAGCAACAAAACCCAAAAAAACUAAAACCACUACUCCUAUCAGAUGCAGCAGAACUGCGUGAAUUUCAUGUCUUGCGUAAUGGACACAUGAUAUCUUCCACUGCUCAUUUCUGCAUUCAGCUUGAAAGAUGGGGGACAGGGGACAGUUAGGUUUCAGUAAAUGAAAAUAGGCCUCAGAUAUGCUCUGUGGUGAAGUGAUCAGAAGCACAGAGAUAUUUCUGAUAGCGACACCCAACUUAAACUCAAAUGUUGCCUAUCAUAAUCAUCCGACAGAGCGAUAGCAUGCAACGCUCUGAGA